Heterotrigona itama is the source of this 273-nucleotide messenger RNA. The record is from the annotation of a GenBank genome assembly. NCBI's taxonomy places the organism in Eukaryota, Metazoa, Arthropoda, Insecta, Hymenoptera, Apidae.
AUGGCAAUCAAGGAAAUUGUAACAAAGAAGCCUUGCGAUCCUGUCAGUUAUCUUGGUUUUUGGUUGCUGAAUUAUAGAAGAUGUCGAGAGCGUAGGCAGUGGCAAUUACAGAAAGAUAACGAGUUAAAUUACCUUCGGUCUAUGAUCGAAGAACCGAUAUCUAAAGAAGAGGAAUUUUCGGUGAGAGGAGAGGAAGAAGAAGAAAAAGAAGAAGAAGGAGAACAGGGAAUGCACGACUGGAAUUUUAAACAUUACAAGACUAUGCAUACAUAG